AUGGGCUCGCGAUCGCUGUCUGAUGGGUCCGGAGGUCUCAGUUCGGCCGGUAGAAGCGUUGGAGAUCGACGAACUGGUGGUGCCCCGCGUGGUGAAGGAGCCGUGUUGCUGCAACAUGGUCAGAAUCUAUACCAACAGGGCAACUUUGCGGCGGCUGUUGAGGCCUUUACGGAGGCGCUGAAAGAUAGAGAUUCAGACUUGUUGAGCAUCCUGGAUAGUCGAGCUGCUGCUUAUAGUAAACUGGCGCAGCAUGAUCAAGCACUGCGAGAUACAAAACAAAUGAUAAAAUGCGGUAAAAAUGAUGAACGAGGGUAUUUACGCUGUGCCAAAACCCUCCUGCUGAAUGGCAGGCCGGACAAGGCACUCGAAGUCUACGCAUACGGGUUAAAAUCCCUACCUACAAGCCAUCCACGGCGGCAUUUGGUAGAACAACUACAUAACAAGCUCGGGGAUAAGAUGUCUGCAAAGCUCUUGGAUCCCUUCACUGUCCUUCCAUUAGAAGUUGCUGUCAUGAUUCUUCAGCAUUUCAACUUCAAACAAACAGUGGCCAUCCUCCGCGUUUCGAAGAGAUGGGAUCAGUUCCUCACCUCGAUGCGAAACACAUGGCUGCGCAUGGAUCUAUCAGAAGCUCGUGGCACUCGAGGCAGAGUCCACUGGACUUCAGUCCGGUCUUACAUUCGACGCUCGAAAGGCAUGCUAACACAUGCCAUUGUCAAGAAUAUAUCCCCCCAAUCCACGCAAAGAGUUUUAGAAUUCAUCAGUCGAUGUCCGCAUCUAGAACAUUUCGAGUUCUGGGACUCUCAUGACCCUGCUGCAUUUUACGGGUUGUUCAAGGGCUCGAAACGGUUGAAGACGCUCGUAGUCUCUGCACAUAUGCCAAUGGCGCAGGAGCGAAUCGUGGGGUUCCUCAACGGCAUACCUCAUCUUGAACGAAUAGAGAUUCAUAAUGCCAAACCCUCUCCUGGAACACGGAUGAAAUGGCCUCAAAACCUGCCGAACUUGAAGAGUAUCACACUUGGCUCGGAAGAUGUGGAACCUCCUUCAUUUGGGCCUGCGCUUUUUGUACCUCCUUUAUAUAAUCAUCGACUAUCCCAUGCCAUCCCCAACCUAGAAGAGCUGCGACUUGACUGGUACGGACACGCACUUCAACGCCCGCAUGUCAAUCUCAUGUCAAAGGAUUUCCCCCGCCUACGCAGACUAGACAUAAGUGGUCAUUCCUUCUCAAAUUCGGACGGCUUCUUCCCACCUAAUCUUGAAUACCUCCGUGUUCACGCGUGCGUCGCUGACAUAGACGUCGAAUACCAUCCCGGCCCUCACCUCGCAAAUCUCAAGACCCUCGUGCUCAGCGAUGUCAACUGGCUGCAUGCGCGGAAUCUAAAACAACUCAUUUCUAACACGGAUGGAUCGCUCCGUGUCCUCUGGCUAGAUAGCUGUAUGUGGGUGACCAAUGAGCUUCACGAGGUCAUGCAGGGCUGUUUCGGCAAUAUCACGGAGCUUAGUCUCUCUCGUGUUCCCAAAGUUGGGGAUGCUCUGGUAGGCUAUGUUGUGGCGUUUAUGCCGGAUCUCAAGGUUCUCUAUUUGUCAUACACUGAUGUCAGCGGUCGAGUGAUUAAGAUCCUCGCGGAUGCUCGUAUGACUGGUGAUGAGAAGAGGACGAGGAUCGAUCGUUUGUAUGUCAAGGGUUGUGAAGGGGUUUCUUCUGAUGCGGUUGCUUACGGAAGGGCUCGGGGGAUUGAGAUCUUUACUUGA
Molecule: messenger RNA, 1749 nt
Organism: Aspergillus glaucus CBS 516.65
Lineage: Eukaryota; Fungi; Ascomycota; Eurotiomycetes; Eurotiales; Aspergillaceae
Product: Leucine Rich Repeat domain protein
Exons: 6
Coding region: 1-1749 (582 amino acids)
Molecular function (GO): Hsp90 protein binding
Source: RefSeq, a predicted model, not a curated record